This is a messenger RNA of Suncus etruscus (white-toothed pygmy shrew), 2855 nucleotides long. It is a transcript of the gene PLG, whose product is annotated as plasminogen. Gene Ontology annotation, molecular function: signaling receptor binding; serine-type endopeptidase activity. The record is from RefSeq and is a predicted model, not a curated record. Lineage: Eukaryota; Metazoa; Chordata; Mammalia; Eulipotyphla; Soricidae. Gene Ontology annotation, biological process: proteolysis. The transcript is spliced from 19 exons. The coding region runs from base 84 to 2519 and encodes 811 amino acids. Gene Ontology annotation, cellular component: extrinsic component of plasma membrane.
UGGGUGUCUCCAUUCCUCUGUGAGUCCUUCACAUUUGGGGACUGGGACCCUCUGCUGUCUGGACCCGGCCAGCUAGUCCCACCAUGGCACUUCAGGAUGUGGUCUUCCUGCUGCUCUUUUUCAUGAAGUUAGGCCACGGAGCCUCCCUGGAGGACUACGUGAGCACCCAGGGGGCCUCGCUGUUCAGUCAUAGAAAAGAGUUGCGGGAGGCCAAUAGCAUUGAGGACUGUGCCUCCAAGUGUGAGGAGGCGGACUUUACCUGCAGAUCCUUCCAGUUCCACAGCAAAGAGCAACAGUGUGUGAUCAUGGAUGAGAACAGCAAGACAGCGGGUGUGGCCCGCAUGACUGAUGUGAUUCUGUUCGAGAAGAAAGUGUAUCUUUUAGAGUGCAGGACCGGGAACGGAAGGACCUACAGGGGGACUGUAUCCACCACGAAGUCUGGCAAGGCCUGUCAGAAGUGGGCAGAAACCUCUCCACACAUUCCCAACUAUUCUCCCGAUAAAUUUCCUGAUGAAGGCCUGGAGGAGAAUUACUGCAGGAAUCCUGACAAUGAUAACAAGGGCCCCUGGUGUUACACUAUGGACAAAGAUGUCAGAUAUGAAUUUUGUGACAUCCCCCAAUGUGAAGAUGAGUGUAUGCACUGCAGUGGAGAAAAUUAUGUGGGCAAAAUUUCCCAGACCCAGUCUGGAGUCCAGUGCCAGCCCUGGGAUUCCCAGAGCCCACACAGUCAUGGAUAUAUCCCUGCCAAAUUUCCAAACAAGAACUUGGAGAAGAAUUACUGUCGUAACCCCGAUGGGGAGCCUAGACCAUGGUGCUUCACCAGUGACCUCAACAAACGCUGGGAUUUCUGUGACAUCCCACGCUGCACCACACCUCCUCCACCUGCUGGCCCCACAUAUCAAUGUCUGAAAGGAAGAGGUGAAAGCUACCGUGGGAAAGUGGCUGUCACGGUAUCCGGGUAUCCCUGCCAGCGCUGGAGUGUACAGAUACCUCACAAACACAACAGGACUCCGGAUAAUUUUCCCUGCAAAGAUCUAGAUGAAAAUUAUUGUCGGAACCCUGAUGGAGAGACAACGCCAUGGUGCUACACAACCAACAGCUCAGUGAGGUGGGAGUACUGUAAAAUCCCAACCUGUGAGUCCUCACCAUCAUCCACAGAACAAUUGGAUACCGCAGAACCACCUGAGCAAACACCUGUGGUUCAGGAGUGCUACCAGGGCAAUGGAGAGAAUUACCGAGGCACGUCUUCCACCACCAUCACCGGGAAAAAAUGCCAGGCCUGGUCCUCCAUGAAACCACACUUCCAUGCUAGGACCCCAGAGAACUACCCAAAUGCGGACUUGAUCAUGAACUACUGCAGAAAUCCAGAUGGUGAAACCCGUCCGUGGUGUUAUACCACUCACCCACGAGUUAGAUGGGAGUACUGCAACCUGAAAAAAUGCCCAGAAGCACCAGCAAGUUCUGCAAAACCCCCAAAUGUUGCCCAAGUUCCAAGCACUCAAGAUACUUCUGAAGACGACUGCAUCAUUGGAAAUGGGAAAAACUACCGGGGAAAGAAAGCCACCACUGGAACAGGUACCGCAUGUCAGCCAUGGGCUUCCCAGGAGCCUCAUAAACACAACAUUUUCAAACCAGAAACAAACCCACGGGCUGGUUUGGAAGAAAAUUACUGCCGGAAUCCUGAUGGGGAUGUCAAUGGACCUUGGUGCUAUACGAUGAAUCCACGGAAACUUUUUGACUACUGUGACAUCCCCCAGUGUGCAUCAUCCUCUUCAUUUGAUUGUGGAAAACCCCAGGUGGAGCCGAAGAAAUGUCCAGGGAGGAUUGUGGGUGGCUGUGUAGCAUAUCCACAUUCCUGGCCCUGGCAGAUCAGCCUCAGAACCAGAUUUGGAAAGCACUUCUGUGGAGGAACUUUAGUAGACCCCCAGUGGGUGGUGACAGCUGCUCACUGUUUGGAGAGAUCUUCAAGACCCUCAUCAUACAAAGUCAUCCUGGGUGCCCACCGAGAGCUUAAUCUUGAAGACGAUGUUCAACAAAUAGAAGUGGCUAGGUUGUUCCCGGAGCCCUCAGGAGCAGAUAUUGCCUUGCUGAAGCUAAGCAGCCCUGCCAUCAUCACUGACAAGGUGAUCCCAGCUUGUCUGCCAUCCCCCAAUUAUGUAGUUGCCGACAAGACAUUGUGUUACAUCACUGGCUGGGGAGAAACACAAGGCACAUAUGGGGCAGGGCUCCUCAAGGAGGCGCAGCUGCCUGUGAUCGAGAAUAAAGUGUGCAAUCGCUAUGAGUUUCUCAAUGGAAGGGUCAAGUCCACAGAGCUAUGUGCUGGCCACUUGGCUGGAGGCACGGACAGCUGCCAGGGUGACAGUGGAGGGCCUCUGGUUUGCUUUGAGAAGGACAAAUACAUUUUACAAGGUGUUACCUCUUGGGGUCUAGGCUGUGCACGCCCCAAUAAGCCUGGUGUCUAUGUUCGUGUUUCAAGGUAUGUUCCUUGGAUGCAAAGAGUAAUGAGGACUAUGAGCUAAGUGCAUGGUUGGCACGUGGGAGACCUGGUUCCAUCCCUGACACCAACAGUUCCCCCCUGAACACUGAGCCAAGGGUAACCCCCCAGCAUAGCCUGGUGUGGUUCCAAAACCAAAAAAUAAUUGUGAGAAAUAAUUUAUUGAAAAAACAAUAGGGCAAGUUACCUAGAAGCUGUAACCUGGGAGGAAAUAUAGAUGUUCCAGAAAUAAUCUACUGAACUGAAUCAAUACCACAUACUGACUCACUUUUUAGUAUUAUUGUGGAUCCAGUUUUCCUGACCUGUAAUGAUAAAGCAACAUGGCUGACAGUUGCUGGCAAUAAAUGCUACUUGGAUUUAA